Molecule: messenger RNA, 1890 nt
Organism: Aspergillus costaricaensis CBS 115574
Lineage: Eukaryota; Fungi; Ascomycota; Eurotiomycetes; Eurotiales; Aspergillaceae
Product: metallophosphoesterase family protein
Exons: 2
Coding region: 1-1890 (629 amino acids)
Biological process (GO): nucleotide catabolic process
Cellular component (GO): cytosol
Molecular function (GO): hydrolase activity
Source: RefSeq, a predicted model, not a curated record
AUGUCCAGCAGCUACUAUAUGCUCUUCUCUACAUUAGUGACCUUUCUUCUAUUCUUUAUAUCCCCCUUCGUUUAUGCUGUACAACCGACUGCGCCCAAGCCCAUCGAGGCUCCAUUGCGUGACCUGAAAUGGGGCCAGCUCAAUUUCCUUCACACCACAGAUACUCAUGGCUGGUUAGCUGGUCAUUUACAAGAACCCUCGUACUCCGCUGACUGGGGUGACUAUAUCUCCUUCGCUACCCGCAUGCGCGAGAAGGCAGAGUCUAUGGGUGUCGAUCUACUAGUCAUUGAUACCGGCGAUAGAGUGGAAGGAAAUGGACUUUACGACUCUUCAGACCCCAAAGGCAUCUACAUCUCUAAAAUUCUGCGAGAGCAGCAUAUCGACCUGAUGUCAUCGGGCAAUCAUGAGCUGUAUAAGGAAUCCACAGCAUCAGCUGAGUUCUUUACCACUGCACUCAAUUUCGCCGGACACUAUCUUGCAUCAAACAUCGACUUCUAUGACCCACGGACAAACGCUUUCAGGCCAUUGGCACCUCGCUUUACGAAGAUCGUCACCAAGCAAUUGGGCAUCCGCAUCGUGGCCUUUGGAUUUCUCUUCGACUUCAAAGGAAAUGCUAACAACACUGUCGUGCGGCCUGUGAGGGAGACAAUAAAGGAGGCAUGGUUUCAGGAAGCUAUCAGGGACCAUGAGGUGGACCUCUUCUUGGUAAUUGGUCAUGCCCCUGUACAUUCGGAGGAGUAUUGGGACAUAUGGCGAGAAAUCAGAUCUCUUCGCUGGAGUACACCCAUCCAAUUCUUUGGCGGCCAUUACCACAUCCGUGACUACGCAAAGUAUGAUCGGAUGUCCUACGGCUUGGCCAGCGGUCGCUUCAUGGAAACGAUCGGUUUUAUGUCCAUUAGUGGCCUCCCGACCCACCGUCAGCCCGGACUGUUCGCCUUAGCGUCCUCCCUGUGGCCAUGGGACCGUUUCCAUUUCAAUCGAAAAUAUAUCGACAAUAACUUAUUGUCAUUCUAUCAUCACACUGGCCUGAAUGAGACCACGUUCCCCACGGAACAUGGACAGAACGUUUCCCAACUCAUUGAGGAAUCCCGAAGCGCUCUUCAGCUGGAUGAAGUGUACGGGUGUGCUCCUCGCGAUCUGUUCAUGUUUCAAGUGAAAUAUCCAGGCGAGGGUAAUAUUUAUACCUGGCUGGAGACUGAAGUGCUACCCGUAUCCGUGAGAGAUGAAUCUCGUGCUGGGAAGCCAGCCGUUGUUAUAGUCAACACCGGUGCCAUCCGCUUUGACAUCUUUAAGGGUUCUUUUACGAAGGAUAAUACAUAUAUUGUCUCCCCGUUCACAAGCGGCUUUCGUUAUGUGAAAGAUAUCCCUUACUCCCGAGCCUACCGUCUUGCCGAUGUGCUAAACCGGGGACCGGGAAUCUUGACUGAGGGCGACCAAUUAGACAAUUUGACUUGGCAGCUUGCUCCCCCUGAGCAAUCAGCGUAUACCCGUGGUGUAUUUGGCAGCAGUGGUAGCCGAUCAAGCGCUGGCUUCCUUACCAACCAAGUCCCAUUCCUGAGUAGUGGAGAUGCUAAGCCUGACCUAAUUCCCGGAUACACUACCCAUGAUGAUGGAGGCAAAGAUGGCGAUGACACCAUUCACUCGCCGAUGGACUUCUUCCGGGUGCCAAAUGUUAUCAGGGGAACACCUCAUUGGGGUGCAUCUGAACCCCCGGAAAUAGUAGACCUGGUCUAUAUUGAUUUCAUCGAGUCUAACGUGGCUGCAGUGGCCCCAUACGCCGGUAUUGGUGCAGACUUUUCUCGCGACAGCGACGUCUAUAUGCCAAAUACAACAUUGACCGGCUUGAUAGAGGACUGGAUAAAAGGAAACUGGCCCUGCGAGCAGGUAUGA